UAAAUGUUUAUAUAUAAAUAUGUGGGGGAUUUUAUCCUUUAACGUUAUCUCAGACGUUAGUUAGUUGUUUAAGAUUUUUUUAAAUAUGAAUUAUAUACAUUUUUGCAUGUAAACAGUGCGAAUAACUGACCAAACCCAAGCACAAUCCUAAACAGGCCUGGAUGUCAUCCUGGGAUUUUCCUGUUGUGAAUGAACCGAAGGGAAGCUCACGAACGGCGGUCAGAGCGCCUUACAACACGAGGGGCAGCUUAGCUUCUGUGCGGUAGUCAAAGUGAUAAUGGCAGGAGUGUGUGGUUGUUGCUGUGGGGCUUUCAGGCCCCGCUACAAGAGGCUUGUCGACAACAUAUUUCCUGAAGAUCCAGAGGACGGGUUGGUGAAGGCCAACAUGGAGAAGCUGACGUUCUACGCUCUGUCUGCUCCAGAGAAGCUGGACCGAAUAGGAGCCUAUCUGUCUGAGAGACUGUGCCGCGAUGUGGCGAGACACAGAUACGGUUAUGUGUGUAUAGCGAUGGAGGCUCUGGAUCAGCUCCUGAUGGCGUGCCACUGUCAGAGUAUCAACCUGUUCGUGGAGAGUUUCUUAAAGAUGGUGCGCAAACUUCUGGAGGCCGACAAGCCCAACCUGCAGAUACUGGGAACCAACUCGUUUGUCAAGUUCGCCAACAUCGAAGAGGACACGCCAUCGUAUCAUCGCAGUUACGACUUCUUUGUGUCCCGCUUUAGUGAGAUGUGCCACUCCAACUUCGAGGACCCGGAUAUUCGCACCAGAAUACGCAUGGCCGGUAUUAAAGGACUGCAGGGAGUGGUGAGGAAGACGGUCAACGACGAGCUGCAGGCCAACAUCUGGGAUCCGCAGCACAUGGACAAGAUCGUACCAUCGCUCCUGUUUAACCUGCAGUCCGGAGAAGGCACAGAGAGUCGUUCUCCGUCUCCGCUGCAGGCCACCGAGAAAGAGAAGGAAGGCCCGGCCGAGCUGACGGAGCGCUGUUUCCGGGAGCUGCUGGGCCGCGCCGCCUACGGCAACAUCAAAAACGCAGUCACUCCUGUCCUCAUGCAUCUCGAUAAUCACUCUCUGUGGGAAGGAAAAACAUUCGCAGUGCGCUGCUUUAAGAUCAUCAUGUACUCUAUUCAGUCUCAGCACUCUCACCUGGUCAUCCAGCAGCUCCUGGGCCACCUGGACGCUAACAGUAAGACCUCGGCUACGGUGCGCGCCGGGAUCGUUGAGGUUCUCCUGGAGGCAGCUGCUAUAGCCUCCAGCGGAUCUGUAGGCCCCACCGUGCUGGAGGUGUUUAACACUCUCCUCAGGCAUCUGAAGCUCAGCGUGGACUACGAGCUCAGCGGAUUUUACGACGCAACCACGACAGGCAGCAAAACCGUUAACGAGCAUGAAGAGAGACAGCUCCAAGAAGCUGUCAUAAAAACAAUAGGUUCCUUUGCCAGCACUCUGCCUACAUACCAGCGCUCCGAGGUGAUGCUCUUCAUCAUGGGGAAGAUCCCAAUUCCUGGAAUGCAGCUUUCACUGCCACCCACAGGAUCUGGGCCUGAGGGUGACCGGAUGAUCCAGGUCAAGUUACUGAAGUCUCUAAGACAGGUGACGUGUGGCUUCCAGAGCACGAACAUGCUGACGGCUUUGCCCAGCUCCUUCCUGGACCCGCUCCUGUCCUUUGCGCUGCUGGAGGACGCGCACAUCCGCCUGCUGGUCCUCGAAAUCCUCGUCAGCCUCAUCGAUCGCCAUGACAACCUCCCAAAGCUGUCCACCAUAAGAAUCAUCGCAGACAUUUCUGUGCUUAAACUCCGGAUGGAGAAGUGUUCUCGUCAGGACAACCUGUUCAUGAAGAAGCAUGCCCAGCAGCUCUACAGACACAUCUACCUGUCGUGUAAGGAGCAGAGCAGCACACAGCCACACUUCGAGAUGCUCUACUCUCUCCUCGCUCUGAUCAGCAUGGAGCUUGCUAACGAGGAGGUGGUGGUGGAUCUCAUCCGCCUCGCUCUGGCCCUGCAGGACUUGGCUUUAGUCAGUGAGGAGAUGUUGCCGGUGUAUAACCGCUGUGCUGUUCACGCUCUCACCGCUGCCUACCUCAACCUCAUCUGCCAGCUCACCACCCUGCCCACCUUCUGCCAGCACGUCCACGAGGUGAUCGAGAUGAGACAGAAGGAAGCCUUGUUUCUUUUGCCAGAAGAUGUGUUUAUUGGAAGUCCAAAGCUUCCAGAGACGCUGGAAAAGCCAGCAGGAGAACUUCUGUUCCAGCAGUCCAAGAUCGCCGAGGUGCUGGGAGGAAGUGGCUACAACACUGAGAGACUCGCCACUCCUUACAUCCCUCAGUUCACAGAUGAAGACAGGCUGUCGAAGAGAAAAAGUAUCGGAGAAACAAUCUCUCUGCAGGUGGAGGUUGAGUCCAGAAACAGUCCAGAGAAAGAGGAGAGAACACCAGCUGAGGAAAUCACGUUUGAAGCACUGAAGAACGCCAUCGUGGACAGUGUCGGGAUGGAGGAGCAGGAGCGAGAGAGGAGGAGACAGGUGGUGGAGAAGUUUCAGAAAGCACCGUUUGAGGAGAUCGCCGCACACUGUGGAGCCAGAGCCACCAUGCUGCAGAGUAAACUCAGUCAGAUCUUCGAAAUCACAAUCAGGCCUCCUCCCAGUCCCUCAGGCACCAUCACGGCGAGCUACGGCCAAACCCAGACCCGCUCCGUCCCCAUCUACGAGAUGAAGUUCCCUGACCUGUGCGAACCUCCAGCGUGUUGUAUUUGCACUGUGACUGACGUCGACACGACCACAUCAUGAAGAGAAAAGCCUACAGGGUGCCAUUACUUUUACAACACAGCCUCUGCUCGGAUCCGGUCGCGUCGUCUUCCGUGUUCAACGUCCGUCUCGUGUCUCCGAAUUCACCCGGGAUCUAUUUUUUAAAGCGGAGGUGCAUGCUCUGUCGUCCUCUAACGCCAGCUUUCGUCUAGGUUUAGUGUUUUAACUAGUAGUGCUGGUUUAACUCGCUGUUAACUAACGUAGUUAUUAGAAAACGGCUUCGUCCCAGUUUCGUUCAGUCAACCGUUUUUAACACGUAUGUCCUUAUUGGUGCUAUUUUUCUUUUAUAAUUUGAUAGUUUACUGACAUUCACAUCAGAAAACUCAGACACUAUACUGGAUAGCGGAUAGCUCGAGUAAAAAAAUUUUAAAUCGUCACCAGAUUUUUUUUUUUUUUUCGUUUUAUGGAGAUUUAGUCUGAUCGAAAUGAUUGAAAUACUAAACGUUUCUGGGUUUCUGCAGGUUAGCACUUUGCAUUAUCGAGCUACAGACACGCUCGAGCGUAUCGCCGUAUUUUGCCGUAUACAGGACUAAAAAAUAAAUAAUAAUGAUAAUAAUUGCACUGGAUAAAAUUUCCGUGAACUGUAUUAAUGCUCCGCGAAUGUAAAUUUUAGAGAUUUUAUUUAGCUGCUUAUUUUAAAGCGUCCGUAAGCAACUUUCUUUACGUUUAGUCAUAGCAUACGACUGCAUAAUACGUAUCUAACGAUCUCGAACGUACGUGCGGAUACAAACAAUCUUAGUUUUAGACCACGCUGGCUUUCUAACGCCGAGCUCGAGGGAAUUACAGGUGACGAACUAACCAGCAUGAGAUUUUACUACCAGGAAGAGAAUUUACAAGAAGAACGACGCUUUACGUACCGCCGCAACCUCCAGAGGACAUGAUAUCCAGAUAAAACACACAGUUACAGCUGAACGUGUCCAGGACAUUUCAUCGGAGUCACCACUGCAGGUUUUAACUGUUUUUUUUUUGUUUUGUUUUUUCAGAUCGCAAAAGUUCAGAGGUUUUUGUUUUUGUUUAUUUUUUUAUAUUAGCGUGUCAUCUGUCACUGACGGUUGUCUUUAAGUUCUGUUUUUAAGUAGCAGAAGAAUUCUCUCCUACGUGGUGUUGAGGUAUAACCGUGAUCGCUCCCAGAAAAAAACAUGUCAUUUUUUCACCGUGGUGACAUGACCACGCGGUCGUCUGGUCAACACGUCCCCAUUAUAGAUGUCUCACCGUCGUGUGUGUCACAUUUUCUGUGUCUGUUUUAAAGAAUUUUUAAAUUGAAACCAAAAAAAGUUCAGACUUUUUUUUUUUUUUUAUGUUGUGUUUUGUUGUGGCUCAAAACUCAAGAUGUAAACAUUUUAAUACAAAAGAACUGCUUAGACUUCACACAAUUACAAAAACAAUUCUGUUUAAUAUUCUGUAAUUGUGUAUUGUGUGUUUUGGAUUUGAAUUUUUUUAGUACAUUCGGUUGGUUUUGGACUCGAGUGAAAUGCUUUAAUUGGUCAGUGUUAGUUGUGCAAAGCUAGAACUUUAGCUCAGGUUAAAAUUCUGUUUCAACACAAAACGAUUCAAAAACACGUUCGGAUCGUCGUAGCAGUUUGUGUACAGCUCCAUUUGUGAAUCUGAGUGUUCAAGUAAGGAAGGAGGAGUGUGGCAUUGUGAACGACCUGAAUUAAAAAGUUUUGUAGCAUCAAAUUGAAAUCUUUAGUUUUGAAAUUUAUUUGAAUUUGAAAUGAACUUUUUACAUCUUUUUAGAAAAUGUAAUAAAAUACACCACCAUAGAAUACAAUAUCAAUUUAAUACAAUUCAGAUAGAGGACAUCAACUACAAAUGAAUGAGUAAUUAGUUAAAAAAAAAAAAACAAUAAAGUGGGUUUAAAAUUUAAUCUGAAUUUUUCUGCCUUAAUAAUUUCUAAUAAGUGAACUGAACAAUUUAGAUUUUCAUGAAAAUUCAGAUUUACACAAUUUCACAUCCAAAUUCUAAAAGCUCAACAAAUACUCUACAGCGGUCGGUAUGAUCGGUAAGAGAUUAUAGAGAUUGGAUUCGGAAAUUUGAACACUUUAAGAUGUACUUUUUAUUAUUAUUAUUAUUUUUUUAACAGGUUCAAUUCAAUUUCGAUUAAUGAUCAUUUGUCAAUUUGCAGGCAAAAGCCAGGAUAAAAAAAAAACAAUGAAUCCUUUAAUUAGUUUUAUUUGGAAAUGGAAAAUAGGAGUUCUGUGUAAAUUUGUUUGUCUGCUUUUGAUGUUUCCCGUACAUUAUUUUGAAAGCAAAAUGAACGUGAAAUUGAUUCUAAUUGAAAUAUUAAUAUUAUACAUUCAAAUGUCAAAAAUUAUUUGAGAUUUAUUUUUUGGCAUAUACAAUAUUUUCUAAUGCUAUGAUUUAAGCUUCAGCUCAAGUUAAAAGUAAACUGCAUUCAUUGAAUCUUUUAACCUAUUAUUAUUAUUAUUAUUAUUAUUAUUAUUAUUAUUAUUACACGUUAUUUUGUUUCUGUUUAUAAUUGUUCAAAUUGUAACCAUUUCCUUGAAGGCUCUGGCAGGUUCAGUUGUAAAUCUGAGGUGUGUGUGUGUGUGUGUGUGUGUGUGUGUGUGUGUGUGUGUGUGUGUGUGUGUGUGUGUGUGUGUGUGUGUGUGUGUGUGUGUGUGUGCGCGCGCGCGCGCGCGUAUCGGUGUGACGCUGAGGCCGAACAGCGUGGGAGAGACGUGUUGUGUGUUCUGUAUUUUGUGGUGUAAAUGUUCCCGAUGGUGAAUGAAAGUGGUGUCUGUGUCCCGUCUCUGGACUUGUACAUCUGUAGACUUUGUUUUUUAUCUGUCAGUGCAGCAGCUGCUCAAUAAAACAUGUUCAUUGAUGA
This is a messenger RNA of Tachysurus fulvidraco (yellow catfish), 5627 nucleotides long. RefSeq names its product EFR3 homolog Bb (S. cerevisiae) (gene efr3bb). Gene Ontology annotation, biological process: protein localization to plasma membrane. The transcript is spliced from 25 exons. The coding region runs from base 278 to 2779 and encodes 833 amino acids. Gene Ontology annotation, cellular component: plasma membrane. Lineage: Eukaryota; Metazoa; Chordata; Actinopteri; Siluriformes; Bagridae. The record is from RefSeq and is a predicted model, not a curated record.